CUGUCUCCUCCGGGUCCGUUUUUAACGCCCAGUCCGUCGCCAUCAAUAUCAGCUAGUCCACGUUUGCAACCGUCACCCUCUCUGUCACCAUUUCCGCAGGAUGUGUUACUCGUAGCUGGUAAUACAAUCACAAACGCCACACACGAUCAGGACCGUAAAGCUGCCACACCGGGACGUAGACAAUCGUUACAUCAAUUCACUAAUGGCAGUCCGAACGCCGGUACUGUUGUAUUCCAACCAAGUCCAUCGCAGUCACCAGCGGCAGCAACCAGUGUUAUCGGUGUGACAGCCGGAGUGGGCGGUGCGGCGAUAGCGGCAAGCACACCUGCCGCCGGUAAUGAGUUCAACACAACACUUGUUGGAUCCAAUAAUAUACAAUUAAAUAAGAAGGGCAAUAAGCGCAACACUCAGCAACAACAACAGCAACAAAAUCAACUUGCUCAACAACAUCACCAAAUAUUCAGCAGUGCUGUUGCACCGUCAACUUGUCACACUGCGUCCUCGAUCUCUAAUACUGUAGCCGGCGGCUAUGGGCAACCACAUGCAGCAGCGAUCAACACGUCGAGUUCGUUUGCGGCAGCAAAUGUGGCUGGUUGCCCAAAAGGUCAAGCGAAAAAAGCCGCCGCAACAGUACUACCGACGUCGACGUCGUUGAGUCACCAACAACAGCAACAGCAGCAGCAGCAGCAACAACAGUUCCAACACUAUCACAGCAGUAGUCCGCUGAUAGCUGACAGUCCAAUACCGAGUCCUAGCAAUACAAUUACCGCCGCCACAAUUAAACCGUCAACACCACAACCAAUGCAAAUGUUGCAGCAACAAUUUACGAUAACAGGCAGUGCGCCGCAUCAAGCGAAUCAAGCGCAGCACACUCAACAGGUCUUUCAAAUCAUCCAGGGGCCGCAGGGGCAAAUUGUUGCGGCACCGGCUGGGCAGCAACAUUCCCUGCAGCAACGUCUAAUAGGCAGCACCGCAACAGUUCAAACACAUCUGGCGCCUACGUCGUACAGUAGUCUUAACAGUACAACAACGAAUACAACAACAAAGUCAACUAAACCGCCGCAACAAAUACUGCCAAAGCCACAACACCAGUCCUGCAACGAUGCCAGUCAACAGCAACAAUCGCUGCAGCAACAUCAGAAAACUAAAGUCGGUGGUGGAAAUGCGGCAACCGCCACUGUACACAGCAACACUAGUAAUAUGGCGCAAAUGCCACAGAUCUCGCAAUCACCGCAGCCGCAACAGGCACAGAUCAGUGUCUCGGCUGCGCCCACCUCAGGUGCCGCCGCGCAACAACAACAAAUACUUCUGCCAACAGGCGCCACAGCCAGUUUAACAACGCAACAACCUUUGUUGCUCAAUCAAAUGCCAGUUCUGGUGCAACAGAAUACGCCACAAAGCGUGCAGCUAAUACUGCGGCCACCUACGCCCCAGCUAACGGCGACACCAUCAUUGGUGAUCCAAAAUGCGCGUCCACAAGCGCAACUGCAACAACAACAGCCACAACAAUUGCUGCGUAUACUGGGCACAAAUGGUGCAACCAUGCAACUGGCCGCCGCCACUCCCACCUUUAUAGUAUCUUCACAGGCUAACCUCAUACAACAGACUGCAAAUCAUAUACAAACAAUUAAAACGAACCCCCAAAAUUCGGCCAUAACGCAGCUGACUGGCUUGCACGCUGCACUUUCGGCGUCAAAUCAGCAACGAUCUCAUCAGCCGUUCACCACAACGGCAACCAUAAACACCAGUCACUUGCUAGGGCCGAGCGUGGCCGCACAGCUGCAAAAUCUGCAUUUGGCUGCCGCGGCGGCAAACGGUGGCAGCAUUACACAAAUUCAAAUGCCUAACGGGCCAUCGCCAGCAACGGCAACAAUACUCUCACAGUUACCGGCGCAGUUUCAGCAAAGCCUGAACAAUGCCGCAACUGGUGGCGGGUCACUCAUCAACUUAAAUCAAUUAAGUGGAGCGAAUAUUCAGCAGUUGGCAGCGGCAGCUGCGGCAGCGGGCGCGACUUUUCAAACUCCACCACCACCGCCCACAAGUUCCAGCGCAAAUGUAGAUCUUUACAAUGCUCAGCACACGACGCUACCUAGUUUGACGCAUACGUCUCAAGCAUCGGAACCAAUGCGUCAACCUACACCCACGUUGUUGCAGAAUGCGGGCGGUGCCACUGUAACCAUAAAUCAACAGCAACUAACCAAUGGGCACCAGGCAACUUCCUUAAUGAGCGCUGGAGCUGCUAACAGUGGUGCAUCAAAUGCCACAAUACAAAUCCAGCAACAGCAGCAGUCCGCACAGUCACAGCCUGAACCGAAAAAGAAAGCAAAGCCCCGAAAAAAGAAACAACCCACUGCCAGCAUAGCGGCAUCAUCAGCUGCGGCUUCGGUGCAGUCGCCUGCAAUAACGACAACGGCACCUUCACCCUCGCCUACGUCGCAAACAAAAAAUGCCCCAAAUGCUGUAUCCUCUAGUGCGCCCAACCCAAUAACCCACAAAUUCAACACACCCAUCAGCAUGAGUAACACCACAGGCGCUAUGCCACAGCUCCAAUUCUCGCAAUCGUCUCCUCAAAACGUAAAAUUGGCAUUUACAAAUAGCAGCAGCGGCCACAGUGCACAGAGUCAAACAAAUCAGCCGCAGCAACAACAGGAGCAAGCACGCCCAAAACUUGAUCUCGGCAAUGUUAUGAAGUUAUGCGGCAUAAUGGAGGAUGAUGAUGAUGAUGAUUACAUGGACGCCAUGUCAACACAUGAUGAGAACGCUUCCACUCCAGCGUCUAACGUACCACAUCCGCCGCCACAACAAUCACAGGCAGCGCCAACAUCAUCACUCUCUUCCACAACUGGGCCGGCACCACCAAACGCUAAUGAUAUAAUGAUCUCUAUACCCAAUCAAAACGGCUCCGAUUCCAUGCCCUUUACUGUCACAAUACCCGCGGCAGCAGCAUUGAGUGCUGCAGCGACGUCCAACAAUAGUGGUAAUGAUACGACUGAACCUCACAAUAUCUUUAUCAAAAUCGACCAAAAUGACACAGCUUCUACGCCCUACACGAUCUCCAUACCACGUCUGCCGACUGCUGAGGAAAUACAACAGCAGGCGCAACAGCAUUUGGCACAGCAAGCUGCGGCUGCAGCAGCAGCAGCAGCCGCCGCCGCAGCGGCAGCACAACAAUCCAAUAAUAAGACAGCGCCACCCACAAUGAGUUUCAGCAUGCCCACAGGCAAUGGUUCACAAUUGCAGUCCAUGCAGCAGUCCCAAUCGCAGCCGCAGUCGCAGCUGUUUAACAUAACAGCCGGUGGCAACUCUCUGCAACUGUCCACUUCCAAUAGUAAUCCCACAAUAGCCAUCACUACACCCGCAACCACAACAACCACAACCACGACAGCAACAGUGAAACCAAGACGCAAGCCAGCAGUGCGUCGCAAUGGCAAAAAGCAGGAUAAUAUUACACCUGCCGCGGCACCUGCAAACACUGCAAGCAGCGCAGCACCGACCUCAAUUACUACAACCACAACGACUACGAACAGUGUGUCGGUGAUGCCUUCCUUGACAACCACAAUUACACCUGCCAUAUCAACGGCAUCAGCUGCGUCACUCACAACACCGGUUCAAAUGCAGCAGCAAAGCGCUUUAGGUACACCACUCACACCGGCGCCGUCAACCCUAUCGGCACAAUCUGCUGCGCCUACAUUAACCGCAACGGUGGCGGGUGCACCGCAAGUUCCUAGCCAAAUUGGCAAUAUACAAAUAUCGCAAGUAGAUGGAACGAAAAUGCUACCAAAUCAUAAUGGAGGUGGCACCGUAGAGAACAAAAUACAAAUUAUGCCAAUUUUGGAUGGUAUGGCUGCUUCGGGCGGAGGGCCCCAUAUUAAGAUAACAACUCAGCCGCCGGCUUCGCCAUACCAAACGCAGUCGCAUCAGCAACAACAACAACAACAACAGCCACAGCAUCAUCAUCAACAGCAGCCACAAAUUUUAUUUCAACCACCUCAUUCUCAGGCAAACGUACAAACACACGAAGCUCCCGCCGUUACUAUAAAACCAACUUCGGACGGCCGUCAAGUGCAACUAGUAGCCAUACCACAAACGUCAGGUCCCACCGCGGUGGCGGCUUCAUCGAAUCAAACACCAACAGUACAACAACAACCCACCAACUCAAUGGCUCCCAACAACAGCAGCAACAGCAGUGGUAACAAUAAUAAUGGCAUGCCAGCGUCGACAACUGCCACUAUACUAUCACCACAGCUGACCGGUAUGCCCAGCAGCGUAUCAAUAUCGGUAGGCUCGCCAGCAUCAGCAGCUGCUCUUAUUCCACAACUUACAGGCAAUCUGACCUUGGCCGUUUCUGAGCACUGUGAGCGUCUGAUAUUGCGGCAUGACCCCAAUCAGCCGCCGGACAAACAAUCGCAGAUAAUUCUGCAUGCUCUACUUAAAGGUGCUUUGCCAAAUUUGGCAAUAAUCAAUGAGCCAACCAAAUUGGAUACCAGUAAUAAUAGCAAUAACGGUAUCAGCAGUCAACUUAACAGCCGAACGAAUUUGGGUGCUUUGAGUGCAACAGCACCACAACUGCUGCCACCGGCUUCAGUGAACAGUGCUUUACAAUCGCAGCAAGCUAAAUCUGUUAUUGGGUCUAGCACGGGCGCUAUAGGUAAACUCACGCUGCCAUCGCAUGUAGCGGCGGCCAUAGCAACAAAAACGUCUACAAUACAGUUGCAAUUCAAUUCCGCGCAAUCAGCCGCGUCAAGCGGCGCAUCUGCAUCUGCAGGGACAAUGGGCUCAACCCUACAGUUGCAAUUGCCGCAGCAGUCACCACAGCAGCUGAUGGCGCAACAACAGACGCAGCAACAAAAAGCCCUACAACAGCAACAACAACAACAAGUCGCAGCCAAUUCGGCAAGAACGCCGGAAAUUGCACAGCAGCAGCAACAACAACAACAAAUGCAGCAUCAGCAGCAACACCCAAUGCUGCCACAGGUGAACCAAGCGCCGCCACCGCCGCAAAUCAACGCGCUACUUGGUGCUGCCCCAUUGACCGCGCAAAGCCAACAACGUUACGUAUCUUUGCCGAAAAUAAAUGCAUCAUCACAGCAAAUAUUUUCUCUGAACAGCGAAACGAAUCAUAUCACUCCCAUUAGUCCAACCCAGACUGCCGCAUCGAUUGGCCCCACCGAACGUUUGCUUAUUGCGCCAGCCGGCAUCAAUGCUCAGCAAUUAGCACAAUGUCUGCAGCUGGGUCAAAUACAUUUCAACGAUGUAAAUCCGUUGCCACCAAGCACGCAGCCGCAACCCACCCUAAUGGGCAUGAAUCCGACGCUGAGCACCAACCAGCAUGCAGCGCAGCAACAGCAGCCACAAUUGCAACAGCAGCAACGCUUACAGCCACCGCAGCAACAAAUUGUGCACCCGCAGCCCAUCCAGCCACUAAGUAGUGCAGCCAGCGGCGUUAACAACAACUGCGCUAGUGCCGUACCGAACGUCAUAACUAAGCAGGUGGCCAAUGUGGCACCUAUUAUUGAUCAGAGUAAAGCUAAGUUGGAGCCGGCGAAAGUUGCAGCGCCAACUGGCGCAGUUCCCAAAAAGAAGCCAGUGCGUAAACCGAAGGCUACAACAACAGCUGCCGAUGUGGCUAGCGGCACAGCAGGCAUAAAGAAUGCGAGCGUCGUCAAGCCGAUGCCCAAAUUGGAUCCACUGUCACAGAAGCUGAACAAUAGUCCUGUGCUGGCUGUGCAGCCGAAUGUUGCUAGUGGCAAGCAAGUUGGUGCUGCGAGUGCGGCUAGCAGCCUAACAACAACAACAACUAAUAAUAGCAAACAACCAUUUCAACAACCGAACAAGUUGGUGGCCGUAACGGCACCCUUGCAACUACAGCAACAGCUGCAGCCACAGCAACAAUCGCAGUCAACGAGCAGCGCGCCUAUGAUGCAGCAGUCGCCAAAUAUGCGCAGCAUUGUUAGCAGCGCGAAUAUUACAGGCAGCUCAAUUACAACAACCAGCAGCAGCAGUCUCAUCAGUCCCACCACCACCAACAGCAGCAUGGCAUUGACGUCUUCGUCAACACUUGUGGUGCCCAGUUUUAGCAGCAACAAUGAGCCACCCUCCCUUUCGGCGCUAAAUCCAGCGAGCAACGUGAACGCUUCACAACAGCAGCCGCAUCCAUCGCCGCAAGCACAACACCAACAACAGCAGCCUCAUCAGCAGCACACCGUGUCACGUGUACAAACAAUUCAACUGACCGCACAGCAGCAGCAAAUGUUCAAACAGGUGCAAAUGCAAAUCCAGUUUUUGACUAUUAAGUUGCAACAUAAAUCAUUGCUGGCGUCGCUGCCACUGCCGCCAGAUUUUGAUCCGGCCGCCAUAACCGCCUAUACCAAACCAAUGAGUGAUGCCGAGAUAAAUAUGGCCUUGCAGCGUCUUUACACGGAGCAGCAGCGCAUCUUGGCCGCCGGCAAGGAGAUGCCUACACCGGAGGCCUAUCUGCAAAUGCCGCCAAUAGGUCAUGGCGCUGGCAUUACGCUGAUGUCGCAGCCGCCACCGAUACAACAGCACCAACAACAGGUGGGCAUUGGCAAAGUGAAUGCCUCUGGCAUACCGGCGAAUAUCGUACAGCCUAAUAAUCACUCAUCUAACAUGUCGAUUACGGCAACAUCUAUGGGUGGUGCAAUGGCUGGUCAGCAGACGCAGACGCAAACACAAGCACAGGCACAGGCAGGAGUUACGCAUCGCAUACAUAUAUAUCCCAUGCAGCAUCAUCAAACAGUUCAACAAAAUAAACAGCAGCAGCAGCAACAACAACAGCAGUCCAAAUCGCUGCAAACAGCAGCAGCAUCACGUGGCAAAGACAGCGCCAACGCUAGCGGAAAAGGAAAAACUCCAACAUCCACCCAACUACAAAUGGCGCAGAGUUCCAACAGCACGCUGAUGCCAUUAAGCGCGCAAAAGCAGCAGCCAACACUAGUGCCAACAACCAAAGCGCCAGCAUUGCACUACCAGCAGCAGCAACAACAACAAUUCAUGCUACAAAAGCCGUCAUUAGUAAGCAGCAGCAGCAGCAGCAGCAGUAGUACAAACCUCAUGAAUGGACCACCGCCAUUAGUGUUCUCUAGCCCCUUAAUUGCGGCGGCAGCAGCCUCCACAAGCGCGAGCAGCACGUCUUCGGCUACACUUUUUACACCCAGCGCGAAUUGUUUCGUACAACAGCAGCACCAACAGACACUUCAGCAGUUGCAUACGUAUUCCCAAGCGCCUGUUAGCAGCCUGUCUACGAUUACGCCCAGCGCUUCACCACUCAACUCAGUUGCAACGCUAAGCACCGCCAACAGCGCCAUGACAAUUGUAACAGCGGCAACAGCAUCAACAUCUAAUGCUAGCAGCGUUGCUUGUACGAGCGUGUCUGCUGACGCAAUGGCAAUGACAACAGUCGCCAGUACAACAGCUGCACCAACCUUAGGAACAGCGGUUGCGGCAGUCGCAAGUACGACAACACCAGAUACGCAAGCCAAAUUGCAAAUACAGGGAAGUAAUGCAUCGUACGCAUUUAGCUCCAGCACAGCCAGCCCCAUCACCACCACGGCUACUCUAAUGUCAUCCACUUCUGUGGGCACUCAUCUCAUCAAAUCCGAAGAGAGUUUGUCACCCCAGCCGAAACUUGCACGUCUUUCUUUGUUUUUGCGUCAACUGGAAUUGGAUCAGCACGCGUGCUUGAAACCGGACUAUCUCAACCCAUUUCAGGAUAAAGAGGAGGCUGUUAAGCGGCUAAUAAGAUAUCAUUGCAUGUACGAAAGUGUUGAGGAUUUACCAUUUGAAGAUGAAGAGCGCUUUGAGCAGACGGCGGUACAUUGUCAGGAAAAAUACCACAAAAUUUCAACCAAAUACCAAAAGAUAUUGAUGCAGGAGUCAACGCUGGCACAUCGCACAUCGGAAACCUGUCAGAUUCAGCAACUGAUGAUUGAUGAUCUAAGGACUGAAAUUGAGCACCUGCGUAAUGGUGGACGGGAGCAAGCAUUGUGCGAACAGCAGCAACAGCAACAACAAGAUCUGAAUGAAGGCGAGCACGUCGAACAAAAGGUGGAACUUUUGCCGCCAACUGUAAUGGAAGAAACAAAGCUGGAGUUAAAAGCUGUAAUAGAUGAGCCGGAGAUGGGCACAAGUAAAACUCUCUUAGACAACGAUGCCACGCUCAACACAUGUGAGAUUAAGAUGGAACAAAGCGACAAUACUAUUAGCAAUACUAAUUUUAUUUGCAACACAGACAAAACAGUAGCACCGCCAUCACCAGUUGUUGACAAAUUCGAUUUGUUGAAGCAUAGCACAAGCAAUAGCACACCAAACACUAGCUGUAACAAGCAGCAGCGUAUAGCGACGAGCCAACAAGCUCAGCAGCAGCAGAAGUCACAAAACGAGAUGUCGUCAAAGAAAGAAGAAAAAGCUAGUUGGCAUAGCGCAGCUACUGCGGGAGCAACAUCAUAUACGAAUUUAAAUUCCGAUUCUCUUGAGACGGACGCUGGCAAAAGCAAACUCGCUGCGUCCAAUUUCUACACCACUUGCAACAAGCACCUGAACGGUAUAACUAAACGGGAUGGUGCGCAGUUACCAGCUACGAGUUCCUAUGUCAAGAAGGAGUUUGAGAAUUUCGAUAUUGAAUCUGAAAUAACACCGAGUUUUAUUAUGAAAAAGGUGGAGCAUAAAGAAGUGCUGCCAUCGACACAGCCGUCGCCAGUGAAUAGCGGCAAAACGCAUAACAAACACCUCAGAGAAAAGAGUGAACGCAGCAAGGCACACGAACAGCAGCCGCAAUCACAACAGCAGCAGCAGCAGCAGCAGCAAAAGGCACCAACAAGUGCACCAGCAAGCAAUAGUUUUGUUGCACAAUAUCUGCAACACAACUCGAAGCAGCAACAGUUGCAGCACCAACAGCAGUUAAAACAGCAGCAACAAGAAGACGAUUGGUUAUGCUUACAGAAAGAGUUAAAUCUGAUACAUACAGAAAAUAAAAUGUCCUUACAGCAACAACAACAGAUAAAUAAUCUGCAGCAGCAACAGCAGUCACAGGCAACGAAAUCGCUUAAUCCCUUCGAGAGCUCACCUAGCAAUGAUAGUGGCAGUAGUAUGGGCACCGUUAGCAGCGCACAGUCCGGACAAUUAAUAGACCUCUUUCCGAAUGGUUGCAUUAGUAAAAACAACCAAUCAAGCCCCAGCAGCAAUGACUCUACUCAGCAUCAGCAGCAGCAGCAGCAACACCAAAACUGCGAUCAAGAGUUGCAGCUUAGUGGCGACCAGCAGCAACAUAACAAUCAUCCAAACCAUCAACAACAAGAGCAAAGCACACACAAUCACAUGCAGUCAACACUCAAUGAGUUCUUCGACUCCGGUGACGAUAUGGCAGAUGUGCACAAAUCUGUGGAGACGCGUCUUGAAGCUAUGUUUGGCGAGUCACCUGUUCAUCUGAGUAAAAGUGGGGGUAGUGAUACGCAUGAUAUUGAAGCGGGGUUGGAUGAUAUUUUCGGCGAUGGCAAAUCGAACGAUAAUAACGUUGAUACAAAAUCGAAACAAGAACAACACCUGCAACAGCAACAACGUCUAUGGGAUAGCGAACUUACGGCAGCGAACACUUUUAUGCGUGUCGCAAACACACAGGAGAGUGUGCUGUUUGAAAAUGAGCAACAACAAAUGCAGCUCAAUCAACAGCACUUGCAACAAAGCUUACAAUUAAACAUUACCAACAAUUCGACACGUUGGAUUCAACACAUCGAUGCACCCUUUAGUGAGUUCAUUGGUAAUGCUGGCGGCGAUUGUGGUGAAACGCGUAAAAGGCGUUGGAAUGCUGAAUUGAUGUCGCCUGAAGCGGAUGAUACGCUCGAUGGCGCGAAGAAGAUAUGUACCAUGUCCGGUUCGUCGAGUUCAUCGUCACCAAUAUCAGCGCAACAACAACAACAGCAGCAACAGCAGCAUCAACAAUCGCAACACCAUCACGAAAGUAUUAUAGAGGCCGAUCUACUCUCAUUGCAUGAUGGGAUACGUGUGGAGCCGGCCGCUACACAAAUGCUACAAAUGUCAGCACAGCAACAGGCCGUCUUCUGCCAAACGCAGCAGCAAUUUAGUACUUUGUUGGAUGGUGUCGACCACCAUCAACAGCAUUUUGGCAGCGCACAACAUCAGCAGCAACAGCAACAACUACUGCAACAAAACAUGCAGCAACAAAAUCUCCACCAUCACCCACUGCAUUCGCAUUUACAGGCGCAUGUACAUAACAAUCACAUUGGUGGUGGCGAUUUCGAUGACGACAUCAGUCGGCAUGUGCAGAAUGCCAUCGACAGCAUUCUAAAUUUGCAAAACAGUGAAUCGGCAGACUCGCUCAACUUCUCGUUGGAUCAUUCGAUGGGCUCACUGCUCGGCGACAGCAUACUUGACGAUCGUCAACAGCAAGCGUCAGUAAAUUGCCAAGAUGGAGUAAAACGUAGGCAUCACCUCGUUGACGAAUUAGGUGAUUGUCUGAUUAGCGGUGGCGGCAGUGGACCAGCGGCGGGCGACAAUGCAAGCCACAUACUUUUGGAUAGCAGUCAACAUCACCACGCACAGCAACAGCAACAGGCCCUACUAAAUCACAAUCAUCAUCAGGGAAUGCAACAAAACAAUCAUCACCAACAACCGCCUCAACUCAAUCACCAUCAGCAACAGCAGCAGCAGCAGCAGCGAACGCAACAGCAGUCGUUGUUGGGCAACGAUUUCAGUUGCGUUGCAGCUGGUCUCGUCGAUGAGGCGGUCAAGUCGAUAAUGACAUCUUGACAACUUACUGCAGCAGACCAGCAACAACAACAAACGCCAGCACCAAAACAACGUGCAGUAGCAAGAAGUACAACUGCAGCAGCAGCAAUAACAGCAAUCACAGCUAGCAACGGUGCAGGCAACAAUCGAAACAAUAUUGUAAACUCAGGGGUGAUAUUAGAGUUCAACGCCAGCGCUUUAUGAGCUGUGCGUCAUAACAGAAAUGCUUAGAAAGACAUGUGCGGCAUAUAGAAUUAUGAGCAAAGGUAGCGCUUGACUGAGCGAAUGUGUGAAGUAAGUAGCACUAUUUGCAGAGAGAGGAAGUAACCUCUGCACGUGCCGCAUGCAAAUAAGAAACGAAAAAGAACAAAGUAGUAAUUGUUUUCUAAAUUUUAUUGUAUGUUUUUUUUUUUGAGAGUGUGGACAUCAACAAUUGCACUCAAAAGUUAUGUAACGAAAAUAUGCUGAGUUUCAAGUUUAAUAUUUGAAAACACUUUCUAAAUUAAGAAAUGUGCGUGCAAAGAUAUCAAUAUUGUUGUUUUAAUAGCAAACAUCAGGACCCCGACAGUCGGGGUCGACACUUACUAUAUGUCCGGCCAAGGAGUGUCACUCCAGCAGCACUCCCCGUACAUGUAUGGGGAAUGUUUUUGCUGCUACAACAAGAACAACAACCCAUAUAUUUUUGUACAAUGCUAAUGGUGUCACAGGCUUU
Molecule: messenger RNA, 11473 nt
Organism: Anastrepha obliqua
Lineage: Eukaryota; Metazoa; Arthropoda; Insecta; Diptera; Tephritidae
Gene: Bicra
Product: mucin-5AC
Exons: 7
Coding region: 802-10782 (3326 amino acids)
Biological process (GO): positive regulation of DNA-templated transcription
Cellular component (GO): SWI/SNF complex
Source: RefSeq, a predicted model, not a curated record